UACAGCUGGUGACAUCUCUGAACCCAUUUAAUUAGAGCUAGUUUAAUACUGUUAAUAGGACGACUGUUGUUUACAACUAUAUGUAAACUUUUGGCCACACCCGUGUAUUACCUUUUUUAAACGAAAAAAAAUAAAUGUCAUGUCCAGAAUAAGUUAUUGUAUAUAUUAAAAAGGUAUAUCCGAGAGAGAAGCUUUCUCCCAUUGUUAAUGUCUUUUUUUUUUAGUUUAAGUAAUCUACAAUUUACCGUAGAAGGAAGUGCGCAACGGUGAAGCCUCUCGCUCUCGCUCCUUUAUACUCUUUGAUACCUAAGUCAAACUUUCAAUCUUGUCUGUGUAGUCUCCGGGCGCUGUUCUUUCACAAAUGUCGCAUUUAUUUUCCCCCUCUUGGAUUGGACAUUAUGAAAUGUUCUUGAUCAGAUAAAAAGGCGGAAGUAUGGGCAAAUUCCAGUCCAAACUUGCUUCGAAACGUAGACAGGGUCCUGAAGGUGGUAGUUUGGCUUCCAGUGUGCUGACCUGUCAAAGGGAGCUGGAGCGCAUCUACAAAACCAAACUGACAGAGAACUUGUACGUAGAAUUGAGGGCGAACAAGUCUGGGCGUAACUGCAACCUUAAAGUGAGUCUGCCACCAAAGAAGACACCUAAUAGAGAUAAAAGCAUCCACUUCCAGUUCAAUAAACGGACAAAGAAGAGGAACAGCCAUGAUUGUGUCACAGAGUGUAACAUAGUGUCUAAUGAGGACACUCAGCAGGAGUGGGUCUUCACACUGUACAACUUUGACAACAGUGACGAGGUCACCAGAGAGGACAUGUCCAGUCUGAUACACUCCAUGCAUGAAGUUUUAGUGGCGUCGGUCAAGCCGCCGCACGGUGGCACCACACCACUGAAGAUAAAGCUGGUUGUAACUUCAUCAGCUGGCCCAGAGAAGACAUCACAAAUAGCAGCAGAGAAGGAGCGGACUACUUCUCAGGAGGCAGCAAAAACACACUAUUGUGUGGAUGAAAACAUAGAGCGCAGAAACCACUACCUGGAUCUAGCUGGCAUUGAAAACUAUACCUCCAAGUUUGACAAUACAGAAUCUCCCUUUCUGGAGCCCUCUCGGAAUGCUCAUUCUGCUCUUAAGCACCACCCUGUGGUGAUCAGAGAGACCGGCAUCCCUCCUGACCCUACCAGAGGCCACUCUAUUCCUUAUUCCCAAAGAAGCAAGGCUGUGUCAGUGGGGAAAGACAGGAACGGAGAAGAGGGGAAGUCCUGCAGGUUACAUGGCCAACAACCUGCUUCAUGGUGCCAUCAUUACCAGUCUCCGCCUGCAACACAUAGCGUCCUGCAACGGAGUCAGAGCAAAAGGCUUCGCUCCAGGAUACAAGAUGCUGCCUCGCACCUUAGGCCUACACCGGGGGGAGGUAGGGAAAUAUCGUCCAACCUUCAGCCCUCCUAUGGUGCCUUGGCUUCUCCAGCCCAGAGACAAGAGCACUAUCACCACCACGAGCAUCAUCAUCACCAUCACUACCACCCUUCAUAAAUGUUUUUCAAACACACACAAGACUGGUAAGAAGAGUCGGUACAGACUAUCGACCUGAAAUGUGGUAGUUUUUUACGUUAAAUUCAACUCCGCAGGUCCUUGAAUCACCUAAUUUACUUGAUAUUCAGAGUGUGGUGAAAUCAGGCUUAGGCACUGUUAUCUUAAUGCAAGCAAAGCCGAAAAUAUUACUACACUAGUUCCAAGUAUUUUCAGUUCAGUGUUUACUAAACACUACUUUUAUAACAUUUUCAGUUGGCAGGUUCAUCUAAGGUACAUUACCACGUGGAUUUAAAAGUUAUUUAAAUGCACACUUUGUAGAGAUACAUGCCUGCAUUUUAACCUGUAUUUUGUAUAACCUGCAUAGCCACAUAUUUGCUUCUUAGGGCAAAUAUGUGUAGCCUGGCUCCGCCCUCCUACUUACUUCUGCUCAGUUUUCAUUUCGCUUCAGUACAUUUGUACAAAUGAAUUGUACAAGAGUCUGGUAGGACCAGGCUAAAAUAUGUAUACCAUUGAACAAACAUUUAAUGACAGUGAAUAAUUCUCUGUUGAUAGUUCAUAGUCAAAUAACAAUCCCUGAAAGUCCAUGCUUUGUUUUCUUGCAUUAUUCUAUGCAUGUUAGUGACAUUGUUUUAACUCAAAAACAGCGAGAUGGUAUAGAAAUGCAAAAAUAUGGUCAACAAAGUAAACAUGGCAGAAUUUGUAUCAGGUGUCUAUAACAACAGAGAAUACCAGGUUGUUUUAUAUGUUUUGGAAUCUGCACCCAUGUUUUAUAUUGGAAGAAUCAAUCAUGUUAAAGGCAGAGACACCCAUGUCUUAACUGACAGAAGCCUCAAAAGACCACAAUGCAUUGCAACCAUGUUAGAUGCUGUAAUUUGAGAGCGACCAAAGCCAUUAACUGAGGCAGGUUUGGUUAAAAGUGAAUGCGCCCAAAAGUAGAUAACAGCCUCUUAUCACAAGCUUCCUUCUCAAAUGCAUUAAACUUUUCAAAGUGAUAAUGAUUCUGUACCACACAUUUUAUUGUUCCUGUUUUGCUGUUAAAUAUAUGUUUUUGCGAUCUGGCAGGCCAUUUGAGUAGUGUCACAAAGAGGUGUUUUCAGAAUAGUGACAAGUUACCCAGUAACAUUCAAAUGUUGUUCCUAUUUAUCUCUCUUGCGCAAGUUGCAAAUCGACACUGUGCCUGGCGAAGGACUUGAGACAGCUGUUUCUAUUAAUAACCUCUACCCACUUACUCUGUCACGGGACCCCUGCAACCUCACCACAGCAAGCCUGGGUCUAGACUAAUACACAACACCCAGGCAGACAUCAACAGAGGAAAUCAACAAAGCA
Messenger RNA from Etheostoma cragini (Arkansas darter), 2845 nucleotides. RefSeq names its product protein naked cuticle homolog 2. Gene Ontology annotation, biological process: negative regulation of Wnt signaling pathway. Gene Ontology annotation, cellular component: cytoplasm. The transcript is spliced from 9 exons. NCBI's taxonomy places the organism in Eukaryota, Metazoa, Chordata, Actinopteri, Perciformes, Percidae. The record is from RefSeq and is a predicted model, not a curated record. Bases 434 to 1519 code for a protein of 361 amino acids.